Molecule: messenger RNA, 2406 nt
Organism: Callorhinchus milii (elephant shark)
Lineage: Eukaryota; Metazoa; Chordata; Chondrichthyes; Chimaeriformes; Callorhinchidae
Product: ADP-ribosylation factor-like protein 6
Exons: 7
Coding region: 340-900 (186 amino acids)
Biological process (GO): intracellular protein transport; vesicle-mediated transport; protein localization to cilium
Cellular component (GO): axoneme; cytoplasm
Molecular function (GO): GTPase activity; GTP binding
Source: RefSeq, a predicted model, not a curated record
GGGAGUAUGAAGCGGCGGCGAGUACCGACCCCCGGGAGCGGCAGCGGGAGCGGCAGCGCGGCUUCCCUGAGUGUCCUCCCUGUCUAAGGCAGGAACGCGACACCCGAGCCCCGGUCACGCACAAGCCCCGCCCCCCUCCCCCCGGCGCGGGCGGCGAGCAGCGGAGCGCCGUUGCCUUGGAGACGGGAGGCGGCUGCAUGGGCCGCGCGGUCAGGCCUGGCACCAGCGUCACCACCGACACUCGCACCCCCUCACACACACACCGGCACCGGCAGCGUUAGCGUCAGCGGCCCUCCCCAGGCCCCGGACCGGCCCCGCCCCGCCCCGCGCCGCGCAGCCAUGGGCUUGUUCGAUAAGCUGGCCGGCUGGCUGGGGCUGAAGCGGCGGGAGGUGAACGUCCUGUGCCUGGGGCUGGACAACAGCGGCAAGAGCACCAUCAUCGACCAGCUGAAGCCUGAGCACGCGCAAACCCAUGAUAUAGUUCCUACCAUUGGAUUCAGUGUGGAGAAAUUCUCUACAUCCAGCCUAUCUUUCACAGUGUUUGAUAUGUCUGGCCAAGGACGAUACCGUAGCCUGUGGGAACACUAUUAUAAGGAUGCCCAAGCCAUUAUUUUUGUGAUUGACAGCGGAGACAAGUUGAGGAUUGUUGUGGCUAAGGAAGAAUUGGACACCCUUCUCAAUCAUCCAGAUGUCAAACACAAACGAAUUCCUAUUCUAUUUUUUGCAAAUAAAAUGGAUCUAAGAGAUGCUUUAUCAUCAGUUAAGGUGUCUCAGAUGUUGGGCCUCAAUAAUAUAAAGGACAAACCCUGGCAUAUCUGUGCCAGCAAUGCUCUGAAAGGAGAAGGACUGCAUGAGGGUGUAGAAUGGUUACAAGAUCAAAUCAGAUCCAUGAAGAUAUGAAGCAACACUAAAAUUGUGAAGAACUGAAACCGUAAUGUUUGAGAUGGCUGAAGAAGCCAAGAGAAAUUAUUGAAACCGAUAUAAAUGUUGAAUAAAUUAAAUGUAGUUGCAACCUAUUUAGUUAUUCUAACAUGUAUUUAUAAAGUUGGCAAUAUUGUGCACCUGCUUAGUGCAGUGAUUUGAUCAGUGGUCGUGAUGAUUUUAAUUGUAGAUAAGUUUUGCAAGCAGUCCCAAGAGACUGACACAUUCACAGACUUUAGCCAAAGGCUGCUCUUGAUUCAUGCUUCCCUAUUGUACAUUGAUUCUGUUGAAAUUAUGUUAGAACGUUGUAUUUCACUUCUCGCUGUUCAAAUCCAGUCCAAGCACGUGGAUUGAAAGCCUAACUGGUGGCUAACUGGUGCUGCAUGAUGCGAGUCUGCCCAUUCUUAAAUCUCUUUCCAGUGGAAAUGAUUAAACAGCACAAACCUGCUUGUAAUUCAGCAGUAAUUGGAGAGUCCUUGCGCUAUUGAAGCCAGGAUUGAACCAUGUUGAAGUUGUUUGAUAAUGUUGUUAAAGUUAUUUAAUUGAAGCAAAAUGUUGAAGCUAAAUUUAAUUGAAGAGAGAUAUCUCAUGUAUUUGAGCAAUUAUGCUAGGAAAAAUCACAUUCCUUUCAUCUCUGCGUCCUGGGUUUCAGCCCAUUGUAGACUGAGAAUCUCAUUGAGUGGAGACAGAUGGUGUAACUGCCCUCUCAGUUAAGGAAUGAUACCUGAUAAUUUGUUGGAUAGAAAUAAAUAACCAUUUAAGACUUCCUCCCCAUGUGAAAGGUGCUGUAUACGUGUAAAUUGUGUUGGAAACAUUAUUGCAAUAGAUGGGUAAGGCAUAUGCAUCGAAGAAUUAAUUAUUGUGAAAUGAUUGUUUUCACACAAAUAGUGGAAAUUUGGAAUUCUCUCCCCUAAAAGGCUGUGGUGGAUCCACUAAAAUAUUCCAUUUAUUCAAAUUGAGAUGGAUAGAUUUUUGUUACGUAAGGGUAUCAAUGGAUAUGGGGCAAAGGCGGGUUGAGGGUCAGAUCAGCCAUAAUCUAAUAGAAUGGUGGAACAGGUUGAAUGGCCUAAUCCUGUUCCUAUGUUCCUCCGAUUUUUGCAAAUUCAAGUGAUAGUCUACCGCCGAUUGUUGGGAAAUAAAUAUAUUUUUCAAAUGUUACGCUAGGAAUAUUGUAAAGUCAGUACUUGCCAUGAUAUUAUCUCAAAUAGGAAAACAUUUUUGAAGACUAGAUAGCAAGGAAAGGAAUUAAGCAGUCGCCAUAACCAUAUCUUCAGACUGAAUCUAACUAGCUGAUUCACCUCCUCCUUUCCUGAUGGAGAAAGUAGACUAGUUUCAUUUUAAUAAUGAGAAAAGGCUAUUCUGUUUUUGAAGGGUUUCGCAAUUCCAUUGUGUCUUUUAAAAUUCGAGAGUUUGCUCACGAACGAGAUCCUCUACCAACACUGCUGCGCGCAAUUGGCUGCCGCAUUUUGCCCACAAAUAUAUACA